AUGGUAGUCGGAUUUAUGGAGGACGGGCACAACCUGUACUGCGGGGAUGAGGCGCGUGAAAUCAUUCCUAAAGUGCAGCGGUUGAUUGAGACCGAGCAGGCGGCGGGCGGCAGCGUCAUUUUCAUCUGCGACACACACGAUCCGGACGACCUGGAGUUCGAGAUGUUCCCGGUGCAUUGCGUUCGGGGCACGGAAGAACCUGAGAUCAUCCCGGAACUGCGGGAAUACGAGGGGAUUCACCUGCCAAAGCGUCGUUACAGCGCUUUCUUCGAGACCAACCUCGCGGACUUGCUGGCAGAGCUUGAGCCUGAGCGAGUAAUCGUGUGCGGCGUCUGCACCGACAUCUGUGUGAUGCAUACUGUCGCGGACGCGCGCAACCGCGAUUACGCUGUGGAUGUUCCUACGGACUGCGUGGCGUCUUUCGACUCAGAGGCGCAUGCGAACGCAUUGCGGCACAUGGAGCGGAUUCUGGGGCGCGCCUGCUGGCGACCCAGGACUAGCUACUUAUCAGACAACACCUGUUAUUAG
Messenger RNA from Geodia barretti, 528 nucleotides. NCBI's taxonomy places the organism in Eukaryota, Metazoa, Porifera, Demospongiae, Tetractinellida, Geodiidae. The record is from the annotation of a GenBank genome assembly.